Molecule: messenger RNA, 2041 nt
Organism: Eleginops maclovinus (Patagonian blennie)
Lineage: Eukaryota; Metazoa; Chordata; Actinopteri; Perciformes; Eleginopidae
Gene: hoga1
Product: 4-hydroxy-2-oxoglutarate aldolase 1
Exons: 7
Coding region: 318-1307 (329 amino acids)
Biological process (GO): glyoxylate catabolic process
Cellular component (GO): mitochondrion
Molecular function (GO): (R,S)-4-hydroxy-2-oxoglutarate aldolase activity
Source: RefSeq, a predicted model, not a curated record
AUACUUUACGUUACUAGCAUUGUGCUGUUUCUAGCCUCAUGACACGUUUUAAAUAAAGAUGACAGCAGCCCUGCAGCUAACCGUGUGACAUCCACAGUAAAUCACGCCUUUUAACUUCUCACUCUGCAGCUUUUACGCAAAACACGUGUCCGAUUAAAUCCGUGUGUGCACGGACCGGUUCAAGUCGAGUUGAGUCAGUUUAAAAGUUGCUCAGAAACCCACAUUCUGGUCAAUAUUUACAGUAGCAGGUUAGUUAUUAACUCGCUGCAGCAGCUGCACACAGACCCAGCAGCUCUCAGGUCAGUGUCCGCCUCAGCAUGCAGUGUGUCCGGGUAUGGAGAGAGCUGAGGCCGCUGUGCAGAGCUCAGCUGUCCGCAUGGGCCAGCACCAGAACCCAGAGCCAGGCAGCGGGGACCAGGCUGGACCUGAGUGGGAUAUAUCCGCCCAUUGCAACCCCGUUCACCGCAGAGGAGGAGGUGGACUACCAGAAACUGGAGGGGAACCUGAAGAAAUAUGCACAGAUCCCGUUCAGAGGUCUGGUGGUUCAGGGCUCUAACGGAGAGUAUCCGUACCUGACGGAGGAGGAGAGGGUGGAGGUGGUGAGGACGGUCCGACGAUCUCUGCCCGGCGACAAGCUGCUGAUGGCCGGGUCCGGCUGCGAAUCCACCAGAGCCACGGUGCAGCUCACAGAGAAGAUGGCGGCUGCCGGAGCGGACGUGGUGCUGGUGGUGACGCCGUGCUUCUACAAGGGGAAGAUGGACAGCCGCGCUCUGAUCCAGCACUUCACUAAGGUGGCGGACAGCAGCCCGGUGCCGGUGGUUCUGUACAGCGUUCCUGCAAACACCGGGCUGGAUCUGCCGCUGGACGCCGUUGUGACGCUGUCUCAGCACCCCAACAUCCACGGCCUCAAGGACAGCGGAGGAGACAUCUCACGAAUCGGACUGAUUGUUCACAAAACCAAAUCGCAGGACUUCCAGGUGUUGGCGGGCUCAGCAGGGUUCCUCAUGGCCGCCUAUUGUGUCGGUGCUGUUGGCGGAGUGUGUGCGCUGGCCAACGUGCUGGGUCGGGAGGUGUGUGAGUUGGAGCGUCUGUGUGUGUCGGGGCGCUGGGAAGAAGCCAGAGUCCUGCAGCAGCGCCUCAUCGAGCCCAACGCCGCCGUGACCAGGAAGUUGGGAGUCCCCGCCCUCAAGCAGGCGAUGGAGUGGUUCGGUUUCCACGGCGGUGCCUGUCGGUCUCCUCUGCAGCCGCUGAGCGAAGCCGAGGCGCUGCAGCUGAAACGAGACUUCUCCACCAACGGCUGGCUGUGAGGUGACACGGGCAGGGUGUGUGUGUGUGUGUGACAGUGUGUGCAUGUGUGUGUCUGUGUGUCUGUGUAUGUGUGUGUCUUCACUUCACCUGGAAGCCUGUCUGAUAUUCAGUCCUUAGACCUGUAAAUGUGACAAAGGCGGAACACAGUCAGAUAAUAAGUCUAAUUUAGAUGCACAAAUUCAAUUUUCACACUGGUGUUAUUUACUUCACAUCAUAGGCUUUGAACACACACAUGCACAAAUAGGAUCUACACACACAUGCAUAAGUGGAGAGGGGCUCAUGGUUUGAUGCCUUGGUCCGAUCGGGACUUGAACCGGCGACCCUUUGUAUUCCAAACUAAAAACUGAGCCAAAUCAACUUGUUUAAUAAAUAUUAUAAAGGUUUAGUGUCUCAACAAAAGCCAGAUUUAGGAUUUAAAAUAUAUAAAUACAUCUUAAAAGCAAUUGCUUUUGAGGGAGAAAUUAUAAUUUAGAUCCUUGUUUUCUUUUGUUUGAUUGGUCAUUUUUAAGAAGACAACCCAUCUUGUAUCUUUGUUAUUUCUGAGCUUGUUUUUUGGUCAAAAUAAGCAUCAACUGUCAUGUUUUGCUGUCUUAGCGUGUACAUACCAAACAGAAAUAGACACACAAUAAAAAACACAGGGACUACAGGUGACGGGCUCACAACACAUCCAUCAGGUGGUUUUCAUUCCUAAAAGGCCCAUAAUAACAUAUAAAUAAAUAUCAUCCAACUGAAA